Echinococcus granulosus is the source of this 3771-nucleotide messenger RNA. RefSeq lists its product as hypothetical. NCBI's taxonomy places the organism in Eukaryota, Metazoa, Platyhelminthes, Cestoda, Cyclophyllidea, Taeniidae. Bases 1 to 3771 code for a protein of 1256 amino acids. The record is from RefSeq and is a predicted model, not a curated record. The transcript has 13 exons.
AUGCAAGCACGAUAUGCUUUAAACAGUUCAGAGGAAAGAGAUGAAAGAGUUAGUUGGAGCAGUUCUUCGGCCGGAGGUCUGGCUGCCGUCGCUGCUCCCACCCCAGAAUUCCUUUCCCGGUUCCGCUCUCAGCACCACCAUCACUACCAUAGCAGGACGGAACAUCCGCCUCCGCUGCCGCCAUUGCAAUCACCACUGGCAGCCUCCUCAUCCGAGCACCACCAUCAUCAUCACUACCUAAGGUCACGGGAGUGGCACAAUCACAAUGAAGCUUUGACGCAUUCACAUUCAUCUCCGCCUGAGAAGUAUCGCCUGUCGCCAACUAAGACACUAGGGAUUGAAAGUUACGAAACAAAGAACCUUUUGUUGGCUGCUUACAUCGCGAAUUCCAAGGGCAAGUCGCAACACUUCCCCGAACUGCCACCAUUCCAACGCCGCUGCGCUCACGCUCUUGCCGACAUGAUUGUCUCCCCUUAUACCGCUCUUCCAGCCCUCAUUGGUGUCUUCCUUCGCCCCGAUGGAACCAGGAGAAGCGCCUUUAACAAACAACUUUCAGUCUACCUCAAGGCCGUCUACCGGCGCAUGGCAAAGAAGCAACAGGGUUUGCAAAGCAAAUCUGACAUUCCAGCCACUCUACUACCAACCGUUCUUGCAAUGCUCUUCAGUUAUAUUUGUGGUCUUAUCUUUGGGUGGCAACUCGGCCUUACCAUCGGUCUUACCUCCAUCACACUUUAUUCCAUCUUCUUAUGUUUAGUGCUUUAUGGGGGACUUGUUAGGCGAUGGAAGCUGGCACAGCGAAUUGCCGAGACCUUGCUGCGUUACGCUAGGUCCUGGCGCCUUAUUGUGGACAUCCUUCUCUACAGACCACCAAAGCAGGGUCGCGUUCCCACCAAUGUCAGGCUUCUUCCUGUCAGUCUGAAGUUGGGAGCAUCUGAAACUUCUUGGGACGCUGCACUACGACUUUCGGAGAAGAUGUGGGAAGCAGCAACAUCAAAGUAUUCAACGACGGCUGUUUACCUACAAUACGCCAGCGAGGACGCAUCCUGUCAAAGUAAGCGGCGAUGUCGCAAGGCAUGUUGUAUUCCUGCAUUGGGCUGCUUUAUCCUGUGGAUUCUGUCCCUCCUCACCUGGUCUACUGCCCUUCGGGUGCACAUGAACUCCGGAGAGGGCGCGAGUCAGUACAGACAUGGUUCGAAGAUCGCGUUCAUUGUCUCCGGCGUGGUGGGACUGCUCAGCCUUCUCACCCUGCUAGCAACAUCAGUAAAGCCUCUUCAACGCCUCGCCAGGAUUCACCGACGCUUCCAGUCACUACGAAAGGAAAGGAAUCAACUUCUACAUUGCAUCCAGCAAUCUAAAGACCGUCCCAAGGUAUCGGUACUCUUCACUGGAGCCGAUAAAGAAGACGGGGAGGAGAGGAGCACUAGCGGCACGGACUCAAUGGCCGCGGGUAACUGCAGUCACUACCACCAGUCCCCACGAGGCGUCGCCUUACAGCAACAGCAGCAGCCGCUCCUGCGCGAUGUAGAGGAGUGGCUGGAGAGUGGGAAACGGAUGACCGCACGUUUGGAGGCGAGACUACGGAGUGAGAACAUGGCCACUUGCCAUACCCUUCAUCGUCUCGAUGCACGCACUGAGCGCCAAACGCGCUUUCUCCUCUCUAUCGAUGCCACCGCCUCUCUGGCCUCCUCCCCCUCGUCGUCGUUGUACCGUCUCGCCGAAUUCUGUCACCUCCUCGGCCGUGUCUUCACCUCUUCGCCUCGAGGCGAGCUUGGCCUCCUUUGGCAUCUUGACGAUCUCUGCGAGACAGCCUCGGAAACUGAUGCGGCAACAUCAAAAAGCUUAAUAGAAACCAGGCCGAACGCGCCAAAUGUACUUAUUCUCCUCGUGGGUAAGCAAGACAUGUCGCCACCUUGCAAUUCAGGGUCGAAGUCUGAGCAACCAUGUGACUACUGGCAGAAAGUGCUGGAGGCCUGCCACCUGGCUAUAUUCAUCGACGAACCUACCGAUGGUCCACAACGAAGUCAAAAUGACGCCGGAUUAAGCAGUUUAAUGGAAUCACACCGUUCGACAGACAGUAACCACUGUCCAGAUUCCAAGCCAUCCUUCGAUGUGUGGCCUGCUUCAUUGUCCUUCCCCGAGUUCUUCGUCGAAGAGCACCCCUUAGCUGACAUUAACGUCAACAAGCUUAAAUAUCUCCUGACCCACAUGGCCUUUCUAGUGCACUGGCCAUUCCACACGGCCUGGCUGAGUCUCUUCCUCGAGGAGCACUACUCCUACACGCAGCAGUGUGCCCCUCGUGGCUCCGGUGGUCGCGGCAGUGGUGAGGCAGCGGGUGAAGGAGCACCGAGAUCGGAGGAGGGCGAAGACGAUGUUACCACCUCCACCAUUAGCCAACCUGUCCUCCCUGACGAUACCCUUUCCAUGCUGUACUCGCGUGUCCUCGAACGACUGGCACCGGCGCUAUCGUCAUGCCGGCCGCGAGGUCCUCCGUCAUCGCAGUUCCACUCACUGCCAUCGCAUCGAACACAGAGUGUAGCAACUGCGCAUUGGAGAGGGCACGGGAGCGCAGCACUUCAACUGUGCGAGCUUGCUGCGCGUGACUGCAGGCCUGAUCGCCUCGCUGCCCUCCUCUGUCACCACUCUCGCUCCCGUACUCCCCUCGACCCCGACUCCCACUCCGCCUCCGCUACUUCUCCAGUCGCAGCCCCGACUACCUCCGUACGCCGUCUAGUCGCUGUCAUGGCCGAUUCACCACUGAUAAACCCCAAGACACAAGCUCGCAUUCAGAGUGAGUUCCGCAACGGUUCCUUCCACGUCAAUCGCAGUUUGCAAUCACUGAGGGACAGAGAACCCGACAUUCUCUCCUUAUCCAUCCACACAUCGAGGACGCCACCCUGUCCCAUUCGACUGAAGAACGGACUUCCCCGAAAACCACUGAGCAAAAUGACUGUGGACGACAUUUGCCACCUGGUGAAUGAUAUGACAGAUCUUUACACCAACCGUUGCCAACACCGAUCUGCCUCCCUCUCCUCUUCCAAUACCCUUGAAGACCGUCAAAACUCACCACAGUCCCUUUCUCGACCUACCUCCAUCGCGGCCUACCUGCUACGCUUGCGUGCGCUCAACAUCAGCGGAGCGGUGCUAGCCGUAUGCAGUCUGAACGAGUCACUACAGCGCGAGAUCGGUAUGACCUUCAGCGACUGGCAAUUUUUCUCCAGCCUCGUCACUCACCUCAAGCGCCUCGAGGGCUGUCCGCCAACCCCGUCCUCACCACCUCCGCCAUCGCAUGGCUGCCAGUGCGCACGCUCCAUGGGCGAUCUGGCCAGCAUUCACACCCACCAACACCACUCUCACCUGAUGCAACACAAGGCGCCUGCUCUCUGCAGACCAAAUGUCGGUGCCUGGACCUCCGAAUCCAUUCUAGCCGCCGCCACGCCGCAGAAGCACUGGCGCCACCCCGACGACUCCUCACCCUCGCCAAUUAACGGGCAAAGCAGCACCAGCAUUAGCAGUAGCAGUAUGGAUACCACUACUUGUACGUCCAACAGCCCGCGGUGGCAUAGGCCACAAUCACAGCCGUCACCACCUUCGCAGCAGCACACGAUCGAGGAGGAGGUGUGUCGCCUCUCCGGUGGUAGCUGCUCCGUCUACUCCGCUGACCUCUCCUAUUCCCCCUCCCCCUCCUCUUCUGCUGUCACUAUGCCAUCGGCUUCCUCCUCACCCUCACCCUCCAUUUCCUCCCUCCACUCCUCCACUCACAACGAAAAGUAA